UUACUAAACAAUAACGUUAACGUGCAUAAUAUAACAAUUUUUUUUUUGUGAAAAUAAACGUUAAACUAUAAGUCGUUUUUUUAUUAUUCCAUAUUGUGGCGUAGUACGUAGUGUUGAAACCAAAAUUCUCUUUGAAUUUUGUGCCUAAAUUAGUAGUUUAUAGUGUUAACAUUUUGUAGAUAAAUUUUUGUAAUUUAAAGCUAUGCAAAACGUUAUAAACAGUGUUAAGGGAACAGCCUUGGGAGUUGCAGAAUACCUGACUCCUGUCUUAAAAGAAUCAAAAUUUAAAGAAACUGGUGUUGUGACGCCACAAGAAUUUAUUAUAGCAGGUGAUCACUUAGUUCAUACUUGCCCGACGUGGGAAUGGGCUAGUGGAGAUGAUUCAAAGACAAAAUCGUAUUUACCUAAAAGUAAACAAUAUCUGAUAACAAGAAAUGUACCAUGUUUACGACGAUGUAAGCAAAUUGAAAAUUGUGAAGUCCAAGAAAAUAUUGUUGAGGCAGAAGAUGGAAAUGAGGGCUGGGUUGAAACUGUUCACUUAGACUCUUCACUUUCUCCGACAAGUGAAAAUGUAUCUCAUAUCCCUCAUAUGGAGAAAAAAUUAAGUCAAAAUCAAAGUAAUCAAAUUUCUGGACAUUCGGAAAGUGAAAAUAUAAAUAUAGUCAACUUAAAUAAUACUUCUGAUGAUGAUGAUGAGGAUGAAGGUGAUGCUAUCGAUAUGGAUAAAUUUGUAGAAAGUGGAAUGUUGGAAGACGAUUCGGCUGUUAUUUACCCUGCGAAAAGUGCUCAAAAAUAUGAAUCGUGUUCACCUUCUGAAGAAAUUCUAAAGACUCGUACAUACGAUUUGCACAUUACUUAUGAUAAAUUUUAUCAAACACCAAGAUUAUGGCUUUAUGGGUAUAAUGAAAAUCGAAUGCCAUUAAGCGUUGAAGAGAUGUAUGAAGACGUAAGUCAAGAUUAUGCUAAAAAAACUGUGACGAUGGAAUCUCAUCCUCAUAUUCCUGGUCCACCAAUGGCUUCUAUACACCCUUGCAAACAUGCAGAGAUAAUGAAAAAGCUAAUCCAGACUGUGACGGAAGGCGGUAGAGAUUUAGGUGUUCAUUUGUACUUGAUUAUCUUUUUGAAAUUUGUGCAAUCAGUCAUACCAACCAUAGAUUACGACUACACACAAAAUAUUAACUUAUAAUUAAUAGAUUGAGAAAUAAAUAAAUUGGUACAAAAAAAUUA
Messenger RNA from Adelges cooleyi (spruce gall adelgid), 1227 nucleotides. RefSeq names its product ubiquitin-like-conjugating enzyme ATG3 (gene Atg3). Gene Ontology annotation, cellular component: cytosol; cytoplasmic ubiquitin ligase complex. Gene Ontology annotation, biological process: nucleophagy; autophagy of mitochondrion; autophagosome assembly. NCBI's taxonomy places the organism in Eukaryota, Metazoa, Arthropoda, Insecta, Hemiptera, Adelgidae. The record is from RefSeq and is a predicted model, not a curated record. Bases 203 to 1186 code for a protein of 327 amino acids. Gene Ontology annotation, molecular function: Atg8-family ligase activity. The transcript is spliced from 7 exons.